Molecule: messenger RNA, 965 nt
Organism: Babesia bovis T2Bo
Lineage: Eukaryota; Apicomplexa; Aconoidasida; Piroplasmida; Babesiidae
Product: putative ubiquitin-conjugating enzyme E2 5 subunit
Exons: 5
Coding region: 191-766 (191 amino acids)
Biological process (GO): protein polyubiquitination; ubiquitin-dependent protein catabolic process
Cellular component (GO): nucleus
Molecular function (GO): ubiquitin conjugating enzyme activity
Source: RefSeq, a predicted model, not a curated record
AGUAGAUAUAUACAAGGUUAUGUGCAUUAGUGAAAAAUCAGAUUUUUACACAAAACAGCUUCAAAAGAUAUAUAUUGACAAAUCUGUCAUAUGACGUAUGGCCACGGCAGCUACGUGUUAACGUGUGGCGCAUGUAAACCUCUUUAAAAUAUAACAACGCAAAUCAUCAAUAUGCCGUAUAUUAACCACGAUGAACAACGUUAGCAUAUCGAAUGUGCGAAAGCAAAACGACUUUACAAAGCUGUUAAUGGCGGGUUACGAUUUAGAACUUAUCAAUGGUAACAUGACGGAGUUCAAUGUAACAUUUCACGGACCAAUCGGCACUAUAUACGAAGAUGGAGUCUGGAAGGUAAAAGUCACCUUACCAGAAGAUUAUCCAUUCGCAUCACCGUCAAUAGGCUUUUUAAAUAAAAUGCUACACCCAAAUGUUGAUGAAACUAGUGGAUCGGUUUGUCUCAAUGUUAUAAAUGAAACAUGGACACCAAUAUACAGUCUUGUAAACGUGUUUGAUACCUUUCUCCCGCAACUCCUUACAUAUCCCAACCCUAGUGAUCCAUUGAAUAACGAGGCCGCAAGAUUACUAAUGCUAGAUAAACCUACUUAUGAAAAGAAAGUAAGAGAACAUGUCAAACAACACGCCAGUAAGGAAAGGUGGGAAAAACAGCGAGUUAACGUGUUCAAGGAUGAUGAAGAAGUUGAUGCCAUUAUAUCAGAUGUUGAUGAUAUAACAAGUGAUCUGGAUGAAGAGGAUUAUGAAAACUUCUGACACACAUAUAUUGUGACAUACCCAAAGGUGUGUACAAUCGUAUCAAGUUGUUGCGAUGCUAAACUACAUUGUAUUGAUGAUUAAUCGCAUUAAAAGGAUGAACGAAGUGCCUCGUUUAAACGAGUGCUGUAUAACGCAAAGACGAGUUACACGUUCUAGUGUAUGUUGCGCAAAUCGAGAAAACGUCUAAUAGCAACAU